GGGUGGCGGGGUCCGGGGUUCUGGGCCAGGACGUGGGCCUCACUGAGCUCUUCCCUGUCUCUCCACAGGUGAUGGAGACCCGCCAGGUGCCCAGGAGCCCCCGGGUGCGGCUGCUGCUGCUGCUGCUGCUGCUGCUGCUUGUGCCCUGGGGCGACCGCACUGCCUCGGGAGUCGCCCUGCCCCCCGCCGGGGUCCUCAGCCUCCGCUCCCCCGGCCGGGCCUGGGCGGGACCGGCCACCCGCCUGUCGCGGCGGAGCCUGGCGCUGGCGGACGACGCGGCCUUCCGGGAGCGCGCGCGGCUGCUGGCCGCCCUCGAGCGCCGCCACUGGCUGAACUCGUACAUGCACAAGCUGCUGGUGCUGGACGCGCGCUGAGCGCCGCGCGCGCCCCGCUUAAAUAAAGAUCCUGCAGAGCGCUCGGGUCUGCG
Odobenus rosmarus divergens (Pacific walrus) is the source of this 427-nucleotide messenger RNA. RefSeq names its product parathyroid hormone 2 (gene PTH2). Bases 72 to 374 code for a protein of 100 amino acids. The transcript has 2 exons. Lineage: Eukaryota; Metazoa; Chordata; Mammalia; Carnivora; Odobenidae. Gene Ontology annotation, biological process: neuropeptide signaling pathway. Gene Ontology annotation, cellular component: extracellular region. The record is from RefSeq and is a predicted model, not a curated record.